Theileria orientalis strain Shintoku is the source of this 1101-nucleotide messenger RNA. RefSeq names its product choline/ethanolamine kinase. Gene Ontology annotation, molecular function: ethanolamine kinase activity; choline kinase activity. The transcript is spliced from 2 exons. Gene Ontology annotation, cellular component: cytoplasm. Lineage: Eukaryota; Apicomplexa; Aconoidasida; Piroplasmida; Theileriidae. Gene Ontology annotation, biological process: phosphatidylcholine biosynthetic process; phosphatidylethanolamine biosynthetic process. The coding region runs from base 1 to 1101 and encodes 366 amino acids. The record is from RefSeq and is a predicted model, not a curated record.
AUGGGGACCCUACCUGACUACGUUUUCGGGAAGAAGGACAGCGACGAAGUGAAGGAAGUUUGCAUGAAGCACGUUCCAUUCUGGGAUAGACUCACACACGAUGAUAUGGUGGCGGAGUUUAUCUCAUCAGCAGUAACAAACAGAGUCUUUACGGUCACGUUGAACCCGGAACUUAAGAAGAAAUACAUGCUUAACAAAGUCAUUAUUAAGAAGACGACAUCGUUUAACUCGCUGAUGGGAGAUAUUGAUAAGCAGUACGAGAUAGUUAAGUUCAUGAGCGAUAACCAGUGCGGACCGAAGCUGAUAGGACGUUUCGGAGUAUACACACUACAAGUGUGGGUCGAGGGCACCAUGAUGUCGAACGACUCGUUCCAAAACCUGUCGGUGCUGGCAGGACUGGCGACAUCCCUUAGCAAACUCCACAAGAAGUGCACAGAAAUCUCGCCUGAUCACUGGGACAGAACACCAUUCUACGUACCGUUGAUGUCGAAGUGGGAGCAGCACCUGGAGAGAGUGAUAGCAAAACUCAACUUAGACUUCGACCACAAUGACCUGAAGCGAGACUACAAGGUAGUCGUGGACAUUCUCGAGGACCACGUCAAGAGCUCGAACUCGAUGGCAAACACAAUUAUGUUUUGCCACAACGACCUGUUCUCGCUGAACAUACUGGACACACAGCACGGAGUGUACCUGAUCGACUUCGACUUCUCAGGCUUCAACUACGUAGGAUGGGAAAUUGCGAACUUGUUUAGAGAAAUAACGAUCGUAUACGACACGGGAAUGCCGCCCUACUUCAUGAGCGAUAAAAACCUUGAACUCUCAUACGAGUUUCAAUCGUUCUUCCUCUCAGUGUACCUCUCGCAACUGCUAGAUAAAAAUGUGUUGCCGUCGGACAAGAUGGUAAAGGAAUUCAUAGACAGUUUGGAAAUACACUACUUGAUGGUGGACGUGUUCUGGGUCUUCUGGGGAAUCAUCAUGAAGGACAGAUCGCGCGAAGAGUUGAACAAGCCGGUUCAGUUCGAAGCGUAUGCCGCAUUACAUAACAAUUUGCUGAAAGCGCAGCUAAAAAAGCUGAGAGACCAGAAAGUUGUUAAGUAUUGA